AGCCCGAGGUCCCUCGCAACCGCCCUGCUGCUCGCGGGCCGGGGAGGGUCCAGAGGCCCAACCGCACAGGCCAGCAGGCGCCAGCACCUCCGCAGGGGGCCGGGGACGUGAGAGAGCGCAUUCCGAGUGGAGGACACGGUCCCAUGGAUUUCAAAGGAUUCUGGCCUGGAAUUGCCUGGAUGGACUAGUAAGACUGCCUUUUGCUAUUUCAAAUAUAAUCCUCUGGAAAUGAUGAGGGUUUGAGGGUGGGAGAUGAUGAUAAGCUGAAGUCAUGGGGUGCACACCUUCCCACAGUGACAUUGUGAACACCGUGGCUAAGAGUGGCAUCCAGUUUUUUAAAAAGCCCAAAUCAAUUCUGCCAGGAAGUUGGGGUGGCAGUGAGAGAUGCUCCACCCCUUUGCUGGUCCGAAGCUCCACCUGCUAUGACUCUGGGGGGGACUUGUCCCAGGGACAGAGGCUCACAGAGGCUCAGCCAGGUCCCAGAUGGACCCCAACCAUGGCUGAAGGUCAUUGUGAGCUUGCAAGAGAUUCCACAACAGGCGAAAAGAAAGAUCUGGAAGGGCUGGUCCCAGAAACCAAAACUUCCCCAUCCCAGCUGAACAAAUUACAAAGCUACCUGGCUAAGGACAUUCCAUUCAAGACACAGAGCUCCCAGGAGUUUCAAGGGGCAGCCUUGUCUGGGGAAGACAGUGCAGAAAGCAACACCCGGGAGACCUCCAUGUGGGAAAAGAAGCCAAAAUACCACAGCUCAGGGCAACAGGAUCUUAGCUGCCAAACCACCCUUCCUGCUUGGGGGUCUGCAGGCAAAGUAGACUUUCCCGAGCCCCUCGUGCAGGCCCACCAGCACGCUUACACCUACCUGCACUCCUGCCUCUCCAAAUACGAGGCAAUUCUGAGCCUCGCCCAUCAGGUCUCCCAGACCCAGGAGCUGCUGCAGCCCAUGGUCAGCUUCCUGCUGCUGUGCUUUGAUGAGGUCAACCAGCUCUUGGGGGAGAUCUCCAAGGAUGGAGAAGUGCUCCUCCGGGAAGUCAAGGAGGAUCUGGCUUGGCCGUUGAGGAAAGGGGAGCCCCCGGAGCAGCCAGAUCUCCUGCAGCAGCUUCUGCAGUACACGGUCAGCAGGCUGCAGGGGCUCAGUGGCACGGUGGCGUCGCUCACCAGUAGUUUCCUGGAGAGCUCCAGCAGCUACCUCCAAGCCACUGCAGGCCACUUGGGAAAUAAGCUGAGCACGAAGAGGAGUGUGGAUGAGCACCUCCUAAGGGCUCUGGGGCAGCUAGAGAGCUUGGCGAGUGGCCACAGUGACCCUGGGGCACAGGGUCUACCCUUGUGCUCUGAGGACAGUGGCAUUGGUGCGGACAAUGAGUCUGUGCACCUGGCGGACAAGCUGGGCAAGCAAGCCAGCUUGGACUUAAUGGCGGAGCCUGCACAAUGGAAGCCAGGGACUUCACCCACAGGGGAGGCCAGACUGUUGGGACAUGCCUGGCAGCAAAGCCCAUUCUGGAUGUGUUCAGACAGAUUCCAGGACUGCCCACUCUCAAAGCCUCCUAUGGCAAAGGUUCAUCCAGCAGCACAGGGUGGAGCAGGGAGCCUGGGUCCCUCCAGCUCAGGCCCAGAAGAUGCUACCUCCAGGCCGCUGGGGCUGGGCAAAGGCAGUCCAAGUGACUCCUCUGGGGCUGGGAUCUCCACAGAAGCACAUCUUUCUAAAGGCUCUGGGUUGGUGCGUACCCCAUCCCUCAGUGAAGUGGGAGGCAGCAGCACAGAGGAAGAAGACAAUUUCCAUCUGAGGCCUCGGUCUUCACCUGCUGGCCCGGAAAGCCCAUUUCAGCCACACCCCAGGGGGCUUAGGAGCCUCCAAGCACAGGAAAUGAUUCUGAAGAUGAAGGAAGCCAUCAGUGAACGGAUCAAGUUUGUCCCUGUGUUCUCUGGGCACGAGGAUUGGGCUGAGGAGGAGGAGAGGACGGUGGUCCCACCAAGACCUAGCCUGGUCAGUGGCAGUGAGCGGGCCCCCGAGAGGCAGAGGAGGUCCCAGUCAGAGGCAUGUCUUAAGAAGCAGGGGGAGGAGCCCUCCCUCCAGGAGCUGCGGAGGGUCCAGAGAGACCUGGGCCAGCGGCUGGAGGUGUUCUACGCCCUGCGUGCCCGGCGCGCCCAGCGGCAGGGGCGGAGCAGGGAGCAGGCCCUGCAGCCCAGAGCAGCGCCUCUGAAGCCCGGCAGCCACAGCAGCGUAGCCCCAAGCAGCACUGUCAGCAAGCUGAAGGCAUCUCUGAGCAAGAAUUUCAGCAUUUUGCCAAGUCAGGACAGGAGCAUUUUGCAGAAAUGCAGUCCCCACCCUCAGGGUGAACAGCCCUGGCAGGGGAAAGCUGAGGGGCUUCCGGGUGCCGGCCCAUCAGGGGACAGAGCCGGUGAGGCUCCCAGGGCCAAGGACUGGGACGUCAGGGGCCAUCCCACCAGAACGUCAGUCAAAAAACUCAUUGAAACGUUCAGUCCCACUGAGAGUCUGCAGACACUGGGGGAGUCCACGGACUCUGGGCUGAGCCCCUGCCUCAAGAAGUGGGGGGUCCCCAUCUUGCUUCCCAGAUUUCCCAUUUACAGGGGGCUUGCCCCGUUGUAUCCAAAGCCCCGAAUUUCUCCAGCAGCGGGCCCAGGCUGGAGGCCCUUAGCUCCUGUCUGUCUCCCUUUGUCAACAGCAUCGGUGAGUGAGGACCUCCACUAUGAAGCAGAGGAGGACCCAAAGCACCUCCCUCCCCCGCCUCUGGAAAUCCUGAUGGACAAAUCAUUCACGUCUCUGGAGCCCCCCGAAAGCAGCAAGCCGGCAGGGAGCUUUCCUGAAGGGACCCAUGUGUCAGGGCUGGAAGAGGCUGGUCCUGCCCGGAGAACGUGGGUUUCCCCAAAGCUAAGAGCCUCCAUGAGCCCCGCUGCCCUGCUGCCCCGCAGGAGCACGGCCACCCCCAGCAGGCCCUGCAGCACAGGGCCAGGGAGCAGCAAAGGCGGCUGCAGUCCUGGAAAGCUGGCCUUGGACCUCAGGGCCCCGCCAGCAGCCGGCGGAAGCCCAGAGAUGGAGGACGGCGGGGCUCCGAGGCUGGCACGAGCGGACGGGGCUGCGAGCCCCUCCAAGCAGCCCCGGAAGGCAGCCCCCUGGCACCACUCCAGCCACGCAGCAGGGCAGAACAGGACCUCGGAACCCAGCCUGCCCAGACCAAUUCGGGGGCCACAUUCUUCUGAGGCUCCAAGGCAGAGCCAAGAGAGAAGCUGCCCACUGGCCGGGAAGGCCUCUCCUAUGAGGGCACACUGGGCCCCCAGAACAGACAAGAGGCACCCAAGCCUGCCCUCCUCUCACCGACCAGCUCGCCCAAGUGUCCCCUCUGUGCAUGGGUCCCCCAGCCCAACAAUCAGCCCCCUGGCGAGCCCCAGGACACUAAGCCCCCCAACAGUGACGAAAGGAGCUUCCCCGCUACCCCAGCACAAGCUGCCCAGCCCUCCCCCUGAGAGCCCACUGGCUCAGCACAGGAUCUCCAGCCCGCCUACCCCGUGCACAGAAGCAAGUCCCCCUCCCUCUGGUCCCUCCCCACCCCCGCCAGGGUCCCCCACUCAGGGGCACAAGGAAACAAGAGAUUCUGAAGACAAUCGGGCAGCCACGGCCACAGCAUCUGGGAACACAGGUCCCAUAUUUUGUCCUGCCACCUCCUCUCUGUUUGAGGCUAAAUCACCAUUCUCAACAGCCCACCCACUCACUCCAUCGCUGCCGCCUGAAGCGGGGGCACCUCGUGAGCCGCCCACAGGAUGCUGGAGGAGCCGCUUAGGGCCACGCCUGAGGGGGGGCUCACAGCGGGGAACGACUCUGUGUGCCCUCAACCCUCAGCCCUUCGUCAGAAGAACAGCCUCUGAGCGCCAGCCGGGUGUCCGCCUCCGCCUGCCUGUCCCAGGUGCCACCAGCAAAGCUUGUGAACCCCAGCUUGGCCAGAGCAGCCACAGCAGUGAGGAGAGCCCCCGGAAGGGCACAGAGCUGUGGGGCAGCCCCUGGGCCCCAGAACCGAAGGACACCGGCAGGUCGGCAUCCCAUCCAGAGCUCUGCGUGCUGGGCCACGGGCUGCACCGGGAGGCCAGUGCCAGCCGCACCCAGGACAAGCCCCAGCAGAAGGAAGUGGCCUGACAGGCUGGCCAACAGAGUCACACUGAUGCCAGUCACCCCAGAAGGCAAAGGGUGACAGCCAUGCGUCAGGCUGCCCCAUAGAUGGUGGGCCAACCGCUCCUAAGCUGUU
Messenger RNA from Molossus molossus (Pallas's mastiff bat), 4253 nucleotides. It is a transcript of the gene PCARE, whose product is annotated as photoreceptor cilium actin regulator. Gene Ontology annotation, biological process: protein localization to photoreceptor outer segment; photoreceptor cell outer segment organization. The coding region runs from base 272 to 4144 and encodes 1290 amino acids. Lineage: Eukaryota; Metazoa; Chordata; Mammalia; Chiroptera; Molossidae. Gene Ontology annotation, cellular component: photoreceptor outer segment; photoreceptor inner segment. The transcript has 2 exons. The record is from RefSeq and is a predicted model, not a curated record.